CUCAUCUAAAUCCUGUGCUCCAAUGGUAAUAAUGCAUAAAUAACAUUUGUGCAGCAUUUCUUGAAUACAAAAACAUCAAAAAAAAAUUUAAUUUCAUGCAAACCAUGUCUUCCUCUUCUCUUACCCUCUCCUUCAUAACAUCCUUCUUGUUCUUCUUCUCAACAUAUGCUCGUGUUGUCUAUGCCCAAGAAAGCGGGAGUUUGCAGGGGAAACAUGGCAGCACCUUCUCCGCGGUGUAUGCCUUCGGGGGCUCAUACACAGACACCGGAAAUGCUUGCACAAUGACAAGCCUUAAAGGAAGCUUUGGUGCUAACUGCCAGCGCUCUGGAGGCCGAUUAUCCAACGGUAAAUUGGCGGUGGACUAUGUGUCUGCAUCCUUCUCUUUGCCAUCCCCACAGCCUUGGCUAAACAUUUCCAAAAACAGCUACUCCGCCACCCCCGGGGCCUUAUCCACAGCCACAUCCGGUGUCAACUUUGCAAUCGCCGGAUCCUCGUCUCUCCAGCACAAAUACUUCACAAAUCAAGACCUCUCACACGUAAUCUGGAAAGGCAUACCUAUGACCAUUCAGACACAGGUACACUGGUUCAGAAAUUUCCUCAGAGAAAAGAAUUGCAUGGGUAAACACGCCCACCGUUGCAUAGAAGAGUUCAAGAAUGCACUCUUCUGGGUCGGUCCAAUCGGCAUCAGUGACUACUAUAAUGUUCAGGGUACAUCUAUUGCUCAGAAGUGGCUCACACAGUUAUCUAUUCAACAGUUCACAAAAGUUAUUGAGGCAUUGAUAAAUGCGGGAGCAAAGUACAUAGUAGCAGAAGGCUUACCGCCACUGGGGUGCUUUCCUCUAAGUGUGUCGCAAUCCGAGGGGCAUAAACUUGACCAAAAUGGAUGUGCUGUUCCUGUGAACUCGGCAAUAAAGCUACACAAUCAAAUACUUAAAAGCAAAGUGGGAGAACUCCAAAGGCGCUGCCACGAAUGUUCAAUCUUGUAUGCAGACUUCUGGAAAGCAUACGAAACAAUAGUGAUGACCCCAGCAAAGUACCACUUGGAAGAGACUAAGAAAGCAUGUUGCGGAACUGGCAAAGGAGAUCUCAACUUCGACCCGAAAAUGGUGUGUGGCUCCCCGACCACAUCCGCAUGCACAGACCCUGCAAAAUACGUGAGUUGGGAUGGUAUUCAUAUCACAGAAGCCAUGCAACGACAAGUCGCUGAUCUUUACCUCAACCAAGGCUUCUGUGAACCAUCAUUCGAUACGAUGAUUAAACAUAAGAGUAGCAUAUAG
Messenger RNA from Ipomoea nil (Japanese morning glory), 1277 nucleotides. Its product is annotated as GDSL esterase/lipase At3g48460-like. The transcript has 2 exons. The record is from RefSeq and is a predicted model, not a curated record. NCBI's taxonomy places the organism in Eukaryota, Viridiplantae, Streptophyta, Magnoliopsida, Solanales, Convolvulaceae. Bases 96 to 1277 code for a protein of 393 amino acids. Gene Ontology annotation, molecular function: hydrolase activity, acting on ester bonds.